GUUGUCCAAGUGAUCGCAAGCGAAUACUUGUUUGUCCCUCUGUGUUUUAAUUGAAUUUGUAUGGUGCCCGGCGAAAGAACACGCGGUUUAUACUUAGCACAUUUUUUGUUUUCUUUAUUGCCUUUUUUAUUCGAGUAUAUUUUCUUUUAUUUAAAUUUAACGAGUUUCUCAUUAAACAACCGAUUCAAUUUAAUGAGACCUUUUUAUUUGUAUUUGUCAAUUAGUUAAUUUUCUCAUCUACAAUACUGUUAAAUUGAUUUUGUUAUUAAUACUUUUUUAUCGGCUAUUAACUGCCAUUGUUGCGGGGCUCAAAGAUAACACCUACAUUUAUUUAAAAGGAUAUCAUCAUUAUUGAUUUCAAGCGGAGGAUCGUCUAUACAUAUUUCGACCAUUUCAGUGGCACACAUAAACCGCAAACGUACCCGGCUUACCAGAGGCGUGCCAAGCACCGAUAUUAACACGUGAAGUCAGCAUAAAACUAACCGGCAGCGCAUUUUCUUCCACCGACAUGGGCGAACGUUUGUAUAGUUGGCCGUGUGACAGGGCUGGAAAACUACCGACCGCUUACUAUGCGCCGGCGCAGACUCAGUCACAGCCACAAAUUUACCAGCAACAAGCUGUAUCUUUGCCAUCGGGCGUACUUUGUGCGGAUUUCAGCAAUUCCGGCGUGGGUCUAGCUGGGGGAUUGCGCUAUUACAACAGUAACGGAUUGGCUGGGUAUAUGCAGCCACCAGGAAUGCUGCCUGGGAAGUACGCCAGUAUUCCUACCCAGUUGGAGGUGUGCCAGCAUGCUCAUAUCAAUGGCAGCGCUUCCUGCUUCAACCGAAGUCGCUAUAUGCCGUACAAUCACAAUCGCUCCUGCGCGGCUGCAGCGGCUGUUGCUGCCGUACCCGGCCAUCCGUUGCUGCAUAAUCAUCAGCAGCAGCAACAGACGUAUCAGCCAUAUGACUCCAUCUAUCAGACGAACAGCAUGUGCCCUCUCUCCCUGCCCAUGGCCUCGUCGGCAGCUCCGCCCCCUAUCAGCGCCUCCGCCAGCAGUGCCACGGACCACACCAGCGUGGUCGCAAACAGUAUCUCAGGCACUGAUUUUGGCUACGCCAGCAGUCUGAUCGAUACAAUGGCGCCCAGCAUGGUGGGUCCCCGUUCUAGGGCCUUAGCUUCCACAGUGGCCCCAAGUGGCAGUAGCAGCAAUGGGGAAGGGUCUGGUCAGACCUACGCCACAAUUACCGAUCCCAGCGAUGCAGUCACUCUGCAAAUUACCAAUCUGGACUACUCACUGGAUGAGUCAAGUCUGCGUAACUUCCUUAUGAACCAACUGAAGCCCAUUACGCCGGUGGUGUCGCUGAUCUUUGAGGGCAGCUCCUAUGCCAAGGUCACUGUGCCGGAUCUUUACUUUGCCAAGCAGGUCGUGUCCAAUUUGCAUCGUAAGAAGAUUGGGCACAAGCGUAUGCUGGUCAGCUACACUCGCGACUCUUCUCUGACCGAGGUCAACACGUUGCGUUGCCAAGUCGCUGGACUGUUGAAGGAUGUUCCGUACUAUACACUGCCGAUGUAUAAGUUCCGAGAGCUUUUCCAGUCGCGCUUUAAAACCUCAAUCAGUGUUCUGGAUUUGUACAAAAUGCAGGACAUCUGUACCAUCAACUCGGAUAACAAUGAGGAUAAGUUUAUUAGUCUUCAGCCAGAGCUCGUAAACACCUUGGAGAGCUCACCUCUAAUGGAGGGACUGCAGCACAGUGUCCCUUAUUGCACCGUUCACUUCAAGAAGGAGCAGCACAAGGGAUGGGCAGAGCAAGAUAUUGAGCCGCUGCCCAACGUAUUUAUGACUAUUUCAGAGAUCCAGAAGCUCAUUUAUCCGCUUCUCAAGCAUCAUCCAGGUGACAUACCCGUGGCCACCCUUCUGCAUUGCAUUGAGGACCAGCUGAAGGUGUCGAUUAUGGCUAACGAAAGCGGCGUCAACCUGGAGCACUUAGUCUGCUGUGUUCAGGGCAUACAGAUACAGGUGAAUAACUUCGGCAUUAAGAUUCUAGGCUGGUUGGAGCUGAACAAGGAGAUGGCAUCAUCGAUUGGAGCCAUCUCGUGCAGCUCGAAUUUGAGUAGCUUAAACGGCAGCGACCGUUCGAAUGUCUCGGGCGGAAGCUACUUUAAGAACUCUGUCGCUGAUCCGCUUUAUCAGAUUUCGCGCGAGGUUAUCGAACUCGUAAAGAUGUCACCAAAGUCGACGAUGAAGUUCAAUCGCUUUAUCCCGGCAUAUCACAAUCAUUUUGGCAAGCAAUGUCGUGUGGCGGACUAUGGCUACACAAAGCUCAUUGAGCUCUUUGAGGCACUGUCCUCCGUAGUCCAGAUCAUGGGCGACGGAGAGAAUCGCCAGAUAACUCUUACUCAUCGCACUCAGAUACGCAGAUUCACGUCCGACCUGUUGCGGAUCCUACGAGCUCAUGGUAAUAAUUCGGUUCUGCUGUCCCAAUUGCCGGGCAUUUUUGCUCAGACCCAGAGUCGGAAUUUCGAUGUAACUGACUAUGGAGUGUGCGACAUUGUGGACAUUCUGGAUGGCCUAGUCAACUCCAAUAUUGUGGUCUUGAGCUCCGUGCAGCAGGGAAAGGACAUUCUCAUUUCAAUGCCGAAGCGCAAGCAGACGAAUAGUGAGCUCGAAAAAACAUGCGUUUUUGCGGGGGAAAUGGUGGAGCUCUUCCAGAAUUCCCUCCAGUACACAAUACUGUUUCAGAAGUUCGUACGUUCGUAUCACUAUCACUUUGCAUACCAGUGUCGUCUCAGCGAUUACGGUUUCCUGAAGCUGGCCGACCUCAUGGACGCCAUUAAUGGUGUAGUUGAAAUGGAGUUGACCGGUGAUGAGGACAAGAAGAUCCUACUCUCGCCAAAGGUGGCCAGGCGUGUGUUUGCUGAGCAGUGCGAGGACCUCAUACGGAAUGUCACUGGUAACUCCACGAACUGCAUGAAACUGGAGCAGGUGCUAAAGUUGCACAAGAAGAAGUAUGGCUACCAGAUGCAGCCGCAGACGUUAGGGGUCUCGGAUAUAACCACGGCCAUUGAGCAGUUACCCUAUGUAGAGGUACAACACAAGGAUCAGGACACUUGGCUGAUUUGCCACAAUGAUGAUCUGGAAUUCCGUCAGCUGUGUUAUCGGGCUUGUAAGCAUAUUCUGCAGCGAGAGUCUGCAGCUCCAUCAGCUACAAGUAUCCCGAAAGGAGCCGUUGAGUCUGUCUCCUCAUCAGCAUCGCCAGCCCUGGAGCCCUUGCCUAAAGCUCAAUUCAUAAGCGAAUUCAACGCAAAGCACACGAUCCAGCUUACAGAGACUGCUUUGCAUGCCAUGCGACAUACCAUCGAGAUCUACGAUGAGAAUGAUCAGCAGUGCGUUCGCCCUACCAGCUUCAUGAGGUUUCUGAUGUCGAUCGUCCGAAUGCUGGAACAGCGUCCCAGCAUGUAUCUGUACGAAAUCAAGAGCGGACUGGACUGUGGUCUGAGCACAACUUUUGAGUUUGGAUUUCCCAACUUAUAUUCGGUGGUGGCUGCGCAUGAGGAUCUCUUUACGAUUAACAAGGGACCCACUCAGGAAAGGAGCGAUGUGUCACUCAAUGUGAACUGCGCAUUGCGUCUCAGUUCAGGAGUCAGUCAUCAGCAUUUGUUCGGCUCCCUGAAGUUGCCCUAUGCCAAGCACAAGGCGCAGCGCACCUACCGUACUCCUCUGGGCGAACACAAUCGUCCACCACCUGCUCAGGCACCACCGCCACACAAAACACGAGCGAUUGCCAAUGAAUAUGCGAACAGUGUGUCCAGUACAUCCAACGCGUCCUUCAAGCCACAGGUAAACAGCUUCCAGAACUACCAGGAGCAGUAUACAACAACCACAAAAUGCUCUCCACCGAGUGCGAACUCGUCGUUGCUGAAUAGUUUUGGAUCGAGCGCGGGAAACCUUAGCUUGUACAACAGCUGCUGCAACAAGGAGAACUCCCUAAACUCCUCCCUGCAGCUAUUUAACAGUUCGUUCAACUCAUCUGGCGACCUAAACGUCAGCCUUGGAGCCGGAGACUUGACCAACAUUACAUCCAGCACCAUAAUGCCAGGCACUCUUCAUGCGCACUCGUCGGGCAAAUUAUGGCAUCGCCGUCAGGCUAGUUUCUAUCCACAGCAGAUGCAGCCUCCACUUCAACCUUCCGUUAUGCAGCACUCAGUGAAUGCAUCUGGGGAUCUAUAUGAUUUAGUUAGUUAUACUGUCGCGCCGAUAGGCUCCAUCUUUGAGUCAGCAAAUCCUGAUACGCACCCCGCAGAGAAAUUACCUUAUUGGAUCGAUCCCAUUUGGAGCAAUCAAUCGGAACAGAAACAGCCCAAUCAAAAUGUACUCAAUAUUCGUCUUCCCGAGCUAAAGUCGCUGAAUGUGUUGCCCAUGCUGCUGUCCCCAUAUACCAUAUCUAAAAAUGAGAACAUGAAGCGACAGCUAUUUAAUUUCGAUAAUCAUGACCGUAAAAUAGCUUAAUAAGGCGGAAGCACCAAGUUUCUGUCCUUUUCAUAAAGAUAAAUAUUUUUUAAUUUAAGCGCCUUCUGUCAACAUUUAACACUGUGGCAUUUAACAUUGUAAAUCAGAAAAGAAAGACAUCUAGAGCGAGAGGGGGGAUCAAGUAGGACGGACUCCAGGAGAGCCAACGUUAUUAGAAUCCCAACCAAAUGCUUCGGAUAUUUGCUGUCGCUUUUUAUUUUAAGCGCUUCAAUUAAAACUUUUUUUAUAAAUCGUUAAUUAAAACAGAUAUUUUGUAUUAGCUGUUAUGAACAUUAAUUAUAAUUAUUAAUUUUUUCAUUUGUUUUGUAUACUUUAUUAAACUGCAUUCUA
Drosophila obscura is the source of this 4840-nucleotide messenger RNA. RefSeq names its product meiosis regulator and mRNA stability factor 1 (gene Marf1). The coding region runs from base 509 to 4489 and encodes 1326 amino acids. The record is from RefSeq and is a predicted model, not a curated record. Gene Ontology annotation, molecular function: nucleic acid binding. Lineage: Eukaryota; Metazoa; Arthropoda; Insecta; Diptera; Drosophilidae. The transcript is spliced from 8 exons.